CGCUCGGUGAUGACCUCACGGUAAGCGGAAGUGAAGAGAGUUCCAGAAAGAGCUCGGGUGCGCGAGACACAACAACAAGAACUCCGAUAACAGUAACAGCAGCCAAACUUUAUAACGGACUCAGACGCCUAACUGACAGAAUCGUCAUCUUCGUGUGUUUAUUGAGUGUCCGUCAUGACGACCAUCGAUUACAGUGUGUGGGAUCAUAUCGAGGUGUCCGAUGAUGAAGACGACACACACCCGAACAUCGACACACCGAGCCUGUUCCGCUGGAGACACCAGGCUCGUGUGGAGCGGAUGGAGGCCUUCAUGAAGAAGGGAGAGGAGCUGGAGAAGAGUCUGGCAGAGAGCCGCAGGAAGCUGGCGGAGGCACAGCGGCGUGUUCAGGAGCUCUCCUCAGCGUCCACACCGGAGGCUAAAGCUGAUCUGACCAAAGCUCAGGAGGAGGAGAAGCAGCUGAAGAAGCAGGAGAGGUCGUGGGAGAAGAAGAUGCAGGAGCAUCGAACUGAGGAGAAGAAGAUGCCCUGGAACGUGGACACGCUCAGCAAGGAGGGCUUUAGUAAGAGCGUGGUCAACGUCAAGCCGGAGAAGGAGGAGACGGAGGAGGAGAAAGAGGAGAAACACAAAACUUUUGUGGAGAAAUAUGAGAAACAGAUCAAACACUUCGGGAUGCUGCGGCGCUGGGAUGACUCUCAGAAGUAUCUGUCUGACAAUCCUCACCUGGUCUGUGAGGAAACGGCGAAUUAUCUGGUCAUCAUGUGCAUCGAUCUGGAGGUGGAGGAGAAACACGCUCUCAUGGAGCAGGUGGCCCAUCAGACCAUUGUCAUGCAGUUCAUCCUGGAGCUCGCCAAGAGUCUGAAAGUCGAUCCACGUGGCUGCUUUCGCCAGUUCUUCGCCAAAAUCAAGACCGCAGACCAGCAGUAUCAGGACGCUUUCAAUGACGAGCUGGAGUCCUUUAAGGAGCGAGUGCGUGGUCGAGCCAAGAUCCGCAUCGAGAAAGCCAUGAAAGAGUACGAGGAGGAGGAGAAACAGAAGCGCCUGGGUCCCGGUGGACUGGAUCCGGUGGAGGUGUAUGAGACGCUGCCUCCGGAAAUGCAGAAGUGUUUCGACGAUAAAGACAUUCAGAUGCUGCAGGAUGCCAUCAGCAAAAUGGACCCGACGGAGGCCAAAUACCACAUGAAGCGCUGCAUCGACUCGGGAUUGUGGGUCCCUAACGCACGAGCGGACGAAGAGGGAGAUAAAGAGGAAGGCGAUGAGCCGCAGUAUGAGGAAGUUAAGAAAGAGGAUCAGUGACCCUGGGUGUGACACCUGACCCCGUCCUCACCCGUAACGGAGGUCAGAGCAGAUUCAGAGUUUGACCCCAGAGCCACCGUGAUGAAAUAAGUGCUGAAGACACUGGAGCAGAUCUUGAGCACGUCUCUCUCUUCCUCUGUACUCUCAUUAUCACUGUUUGUUAUUUAUGCAGUUGCCUGUAGACUCUCUCCCAGCGUUUCCGCUUUCUUACGCCAUCCUCCAGCUCAUCUAAAGUGAGAUUGUGUGUUUUGGGCUUGAUUGGCUAUUACUCACAUGUGAAUGAAGAUCUGCAGUAUUAUAGAUAGAGGAAAAAGUCCAGAUGAAUACUAAUAAUGAACUGAUUUAGUUGUCGGAUGCUGGUUUUGUGUCUUUUUGUUAAUAUUAUUCACACUGCUCUGUUAGUACUGUAUGUUCAGUUUGUUUCAGAAUAAAGAUGUAGGCUGAUGGGAAAUCUUA
Molecule: messenger RNA, 1749 nt
Organism: Carassius auratus (goldfish)
Lineage: Eukaryota; Metazoa; Chordata; Actinopteri; Cypriniformes; Cyprinidae
Gene: cdc37
Product: cell division cycle 37 homolog (S. cerevisiae)
Exons: 8
Coding region: 175-1293 (372 amino acids)
Biological process (GO): protein stabilization; protein folding
Cellular component (GO): cytoplasm
Molecular function (GO): protein kinase binding; heat shock protein binding; protein-folding chaperone binding
Source: RefSeq, a predicted model, not a curated record